GACGUCAUUCGCCGGAAGUGACCCGGAUUGGAACUUUAACUCCGAGGGUUUCGCUGGAGUCGUCGACGCUUCCUCCAAAGUAACGCGCACUCGUCGGUUCAGAGACGGAUAUGAGCAUGUUGACGCACGAGUCUCCGCCUUGGAUGUGAGAGUGGUCCACACCGCGGGAGAUCUUCCAGCCAGCCAUAAGGACCGACCGGGGGUUGAAGUCCCGAAUCAUUCCCGGUGGUGUUCCCAGCGAGGACUGGCGACAAACCCAGUGGCACGAUGACGUGCCGCGACCGAACCCUCGAGUUCCAGUCCGCCUGUAAAUCUCUUCAGGGCAGACAGAAUGGAGUCCAGCCCAAUAAACCGGCACUCAGCGCCCUCAAGCAACGCAGUGACUUCACAGUCAUGGCCAAGAGAAUUGGGAAAGACCUGAGCAACACAUUUGCCAAGCUGGAAAAGCUCACGAUCUUGGCAAAAAGAAAAUCAUUAUUCGACGACAAGGCGGUGGAGAUUGAGGAGCUAACAUACAUUAUUAAACAAGACAUCAACAGUCUAAACAAACAGAUAGCCCAGCUGCAGGAGUUGGUGCGGUCCCGCGGCGCUCCAGGAGGCAGACAUAUCCAAACUCACUCUAACACCAUUGUGGUUUCAUUACAGUCCAAAUUGGCGUCCAUGUCCAAUGACUUCAAGUCAGUCCUGGAAGUGAGAACAGAGAACCUGAAGCAGCAGCGCAGCAGAAGAGAGCAUUUCUCCCAGCCGCCUGUGGCCUCCUCCCCCCUAAUGGCCAACAACUUCAGGAGCCGAAAAAAAGGGGCCCAGGAGCCGCAUGCAGCUUGUGAGCCACGCAAUGAGUACCAGGGCUAUACAACCCCAAAUUCCAAAGAGAGCUCGGUGUUGAUGCAGGAUGAAUCUAGGAGUCUGGGAGAGGUGGCCAUAGACAUGGACUCCCAAGCCAACCCCUUGCAGCUUCAGCUUAUUGACGAGCAGGACUCGUACAUCCAGAGCCGUGCCGACACCAUGCAGAACAUAGAGAGCACCAUCGUGGAGCUGGGCUCUAUAUUUCAGCAGCUGGCACACAUGGUCAAGGAACAAGAGGAAACCAUCCAAAGGAUUGACGCCAACGUGGAGGACACGCAGCUCAAUGUGGAGGCAGCCCACACGGAGAUCCUGAAAUACUUCCAGUCAGUCUCCUCCAACCGCUGGCUGAUGAUAAAGAUCUUCCUCGUCCUCAUUGUCUUCUUUAUCGUCUUUGUGGUCUUCUUCGCCUAAGGCAAAGAGGAAGUGGUGGAGAAACACGAGAGAACGUAACAUUUGGACUGAGGCAAAGGGUUUGUCCCAACAGCUGAUUAGGUGGACGGCCUUUCUGUCACGGUGACAGUUUAUCGGAGCCCUGGAGUUGACACAGUCAGCCUCCCUCAUGAUGAAGCCUCUGAAAUGGACUUUUAUGAAUCUCAAUUUGACCAAGCUGCUCUCUACCAUUAGAGGAUUUUGAAUUCUGCCCAAACUUUUUUUUGAAUUCUACCCCCAAGAAUAGAUGAUCAACAGUCCUCUUCGUAUUGUGAGCGCAGAACACUGCUCCGUAGUGUUACGCUGAGACUUAUUAAUCAAACAUUUAAUUGGAAAUGGCUAUUUUAAUGGUUUGAUUCUGCAAACUUUUUUUUUUCUGCCUGAGUUUAUUUUGAUUUGUUUUGUGAUCCCACUGUGUCAUCAUCUAUGAUAGUUUUGUUUUUUUGAACAGGGUGAAUGACAGAGCUGGUCAAUCCCUAUGACCUGCCUCCCGACCAUCAUACAGCCUCAUUCACACAUGACUGGAGACUUAUUUUUAAAAACUGGUUAUUUUUCAUUUUACUUUAAAGGAUUACUUGCCAAACCCCCAAAUGUUACUGUGACAUAUUACGAAUACUUUCUCUUCAGCUCUUUGCAUUAUGAAGGCACAAGGUAUCGGAGGACACAGGUCGAGUGAAGGGGGCAUUGCCAGCGUGACCCCGUCACAACGUAGACCGGUGUGGUCCGUAAGGUAGGCUGACGAUAAGGCCGCGUCGCAUGAAACUCUCUGGUAAUUUCCCCACCUUUAAAACCCUUUCGUUUUCUCUUUGUGUAGUUGUGUGGUGUAACAUGGGAGUAUGAGGCCAGUUGAAUGGCCUCAGAGGUGUAAAACCUCCACCUGUUCAGUACCGCCGAGAGACGCGAGUGUCGGGAAAGGGUUCGAGAAUUUCUUGUUCGUUAUCGAUGGGUUCUGCUCAUUCUGAAAGCUCGUUCAUGAAGUGACCUAAAAAACAAACCACAUUCCCUGACAUUUCCCGGUUGGGCCUUGUUACUUCAGUCACUUGCCCCUUUCCUCCACAACCCUUCUCUCCCCAUCUCGCUCGGAACAAUUUAUGUACAGGAUGUUAUUUAAAUAAAACCACAGCUUUUUAAGAAGGAAAACAAAAGCAUUCUUCCUAUUUUCCCGUCUUUUUUUAGCCAAAUGCCUUGACUUCAACUGUAAAAAGUGCAAAUAGUGACGAUAAUGUAUACUGAUAAGAAAGUGCAUAUUAAUAAAAAGAAUAACGGAG
Lampris incognitus (smalleye Pacific opah) is the source of this 2543-nucleotide messenger RNA. RefSeq names its product syntaxin 5A (gene stx5a). Gene Ontology annotation, cellular component: Golgi membrane; endomembrane system; SNARE complex. Gene Ontology annotation, biological process: intracellular protein transport; endoplasmic reticulum to Golgi vesicle-mediated transport; vesicle fusion. The transcript has 12 exons. Bases 268 to 1257 code for a protein of 329 amino acids. NCBI's taxonomy places the organism in Eukaryota, Metazoa, Chordata, Actinopteri, Lampriformes, Lampridae. The record is from RefSeq and is a predicted model, not a curated record. Gene Ontology annotation, molecular function: SNARE binding; SNAP receptor activity.